Microplitis mediator is the source of this 1851-nucleotide messenger RNA. It is a transcript of the gene PolD2, whose product is annotated as DNA polymerase delta subunit 2. The coding region runs from base 81 to 1448 and encodes 455 amino acids. The record is from RefSeq and is a predicted model, not a curated record. Lineage: Eukaryota; Metazoa; Arthropoda; Insecta; Hymenoptera; Braconidae. The transcript has 3 exons. Gene Ontology annotation, biological process: DNA strand elongation involved in DNA replication; DNA replication. Gene Ontology annotation, molecular function: DNA binding. Gene Ontology annotation, cellular component: delta DNA polymerase complex.
AAAUUAUAACCUCGUAAAAAAAAAGUUGUUGCAGCGUAGAUCUGUAGAUUGUGAUAAAUAAUUAAAUUUAUAAAUUUAAAAUGGUGAAAAAUUACGAAAAUUCUAUUUCUGAUGAUUUAAAUAGUGAGCCGAAGAUUUUUAAAAGAAAAACUGUCGACUAUCAGGAUUUCGGGUCUAAGUUUUUGCAAAAAACAAAAGAUUAUGCUAAACAAUUUUUUCAUGUCUACUCCAGCAGACUGAGGGAGUUGAGAAUUAUUUUGGAAGACAAGGCAUCAAAAAAAUGGCCUGAAGCGAAAAUUCUUAAGCUACCGGAGCUGGAAAAUCUGGAGGAUGAAAAAUGCGUCAUCAUCGGGACGCUUUUUAAACACCAGGUAUGGAAACCUUCAAUAUUACGUGAGCUGAGCGACGAAAUUGAAGACUCGGGUGUAAUUCCUGAAAAACGCGCCAACUAUGCCGGUGAGAAGGACCAACUGUACCUGGAGGACGAGAUGCUGAGGAUUAAAAUUGCUGGAGAUGUUGACUUCUCUGAGGCCGUUACUGGAGUCGUUUGUGCUCUGAUGGGCAAGACUCUAGAAGACGGGUCAUUCAAAAUAGACGACUGGACUUUCCCUGGAUGUCCUCCGCGUCAGCAACUGGAAGCUCCGGUAGCAGGAAAACUUCUGCUGGUCUCGGGACUAGACUUGGCGAAUGACACCAACAGCUUGGCACGCGACCUCCUGCUGGAGUGGAUCAGCGGCAUGGCAGGGAGCUCAGAAGCUCAGGAAGAAGCUGCGUCUGUAAUAAAUUUGGUGAUUGCUGGGAACAGUGUCAAGACAACAGACUCAGAGCAGCAGCACAGUCGCGGUUUGAUAAAAUCAAAAGCACUGGAGAUGGCUUCGACCCGCGAGCUCUCUGCCGGAAUAAAUAAACUCGAUAAAUUGCUGUCUCAAAUACUAAAUCACUGCUCGGUUACUCUGAUGCCAGGUCAGUAUGAUCCUUCCAACGUGAUGCUGCCUCAGAAACCCAUUCAUCGUCUGCUGCUUCGCGAGUCUCGUGGGUUCGAGAAUCUCAAGGGAGUGAACAAUCCCUGGUCGGGUGUAAUUGGCAACCGGUUGAUCUGCGGCUCCAGUGGACAACCCAUCGAAGACAUUAUUCGCGUUUGCGGAGAAUCGGAUCGUACUGCUCUUCACUACCUGGAAAAAACCCUAGACUGGAGGCACUUUUGUCCCACCGCUCCUGAUACUCUCCCCUCAUAUCCGUUCCACGACAAAGAUCUUUUCAUCAUGCAGCAGUGCCCCGAUAUUUAUUUCGCCGGCAAUACUGAGAAAUUUGAAACCAAGAUCUGGAAAAAUCAAGAUAAUGAGCCAGUAAGACUCAUAUGUGUCCCGAAAUUUUCUACCACCAGUACAGCUGUCCUCGUUGACCUCAAGACACUUGAUGUCACUCCAAUAUCAUUUGGAAUUAAUUAGAUUUUUUUGUCAUCAAUUUUUAAUUGGAAUUUUACUAAAUAAAAUUUUUUUUACUUUUGAUAAAAAAAAAUUUUCAUGUUCACUUUUUAAUUGUUAAUUUAAAUACCGAUUCCGGAUGAGUACCAAGUACUCGGUAAUUAUUCAGUCCUAUUUUUUUUAUGCCAGUCAUUAGAUUUUAUUACAAAUUUAUUUCUUAUCAAACACGUGCUCUCAUGAGCGAUAUAAUUAAAAAUGUUCUGAUAAAACUGCUGACAAUGUUAUCAGUCGCAAGCAGAAGUCAGGUUUCUUAAAUGAAAUACUUAUUUGUAAAAAAAAUCAAUGAUACAAUUUUUAAAAAUUUUAAAUUUUUCUGGCGGGAAGUUCAAAAAAUUAAUUUUAGAUACUGAAUUUCCUGAGAAAAAAA